Messenger RNA from Botrytis porri, 474 nucleotides. RefSeq lists its product as uncharacterized. The transcript has a single exon. NCBI's taxonomy places the organism in Eukaryota, Fungi, Ascomycota, Leotiomycetes, Helotiales, Sclerotiniaceae. The record is from RefSeq and is a predicted model, not a curated record. Bases 1 to 474 code for a protein of 157 amino acids.
AUGGAUCACCUCUUUUCUUUGCCAAGCAAUAGCAAGCCUUACCACAAUAAUGGAACAGUCGAUUUUGAACACCCCCCCAUUUCGGACGAAGACCUUCAAAUGUGGGGAGAUUUGGAUUGUUUGGAAUUAGCGACUUCUUCCAACUUAAUUGUAGGCUGUUCGUCGCCUGGUUGGGCUCCGCAAUGGAUGGCUGGGAGUGAAGAAUAUCAAGAAUUAUCUGCUCCAUCGUCUUACAAUUCUCAUCCAUCAUUUCCAUCGCCGCCUGCCUCAACACCAGUCGCUAAGGACCGAAACUAUGGCUCUUCGGCGUGGAUAAACACGGUACAAAACAACGGAACCCCGAUAGCUACUGCGAAUAAUUUGAACGUGAUGUACCCGACAUCGAUGCCAGGAGAGUGGAGCAAUCGCUACAAUGUAUCGGCUUAUCAAAGGACUGCGGAGAACGCGACACAAGAUAACAAUACAGCAUCUUGA